Molecule: messenger RNA, 2491 nt
Organism: Homarus americanus (American lobster)
Lineage: Eukaryota; Metazoa; Arthropoda; Malacostraca; Decapoda; Nephropidae
Product: biotinidase-like
Exons: 7
Coding region: 127-2418 (763 amino acids)
Source: RefSeq, a predicted model, not a curated record
ACAUCCAAGGUGGGGCCUCCUAGGUGUGGUGGAGACGUGGGGCUUCCAAUGAUGAACUUGUGUGGCUGCCCUCGUCGAGCACCUUAGCCUGUGCAAUGUUUGAAGGCAUUGCGUCACUAGCCUUAGAUGGAAUUGUCUCGGUGCUUUAGAACACUCAAGAUAGACCAUACGGAGAGCUCAUCUUGUGACUUUGUGGUUAUCACUGUCAGUUCUCGAGUCCGUAUCAACCUCAGUCCCACGCUUCUCACCAACAGCAGUGUCAAGUCCAAUGCCAUCAAUAGUGUCAUAAACAUCAACAUAACUAUUGACACUAACAACAUUACCAUCACCCUCAGCAGUAGCAAUACCAGCAGAAGCAUGCACAGGAACAAUGUUUACUUCUGCAGGCUGUUCCUCGCUGCUUGGUUUUCUAUGGCAGCGUUGGGCGACCAGCAAGAGGCUGUGCUGACUGAUGUGGUAGAUGACACCGCCUUACCUGUGGAGAGUGUAGACAAUGCCGCCGUGCCUGUGGAGUGUACAGAAGACGCCCCUGUACCCAUGGAUGGUGUUGAAGUCGUCAUUGUACCUUUAGAGGGAGCAGGAGACGCACCCAGUAAGGUCGAGCCUGUGGAAUACAUAGGAGCUGUACUGGAAUACACGCCCUAUAGUGACUGGGACGCUGGAGGCCUGGCCAUACUGAAGGAGAACGCCCGCAUGUACCUGGACUAUGCCGCCCUGGCCAAAAUACAGGAGGCGGACAUCAUAGUGUUUCCUGAGUGUGGUCUGACGAGUAUCAACGUGACGGGCGGUGACUUCAUGAGCUUGACUCAGGUGGUGCCCAACCCACUGGACCUGGCCAUACCUUGUGAUUUUCAAGACAUCACUAAUUACACACAGGUGAUGAAGACGCUGAGUUGUGGAGCUAGGGAACUUGAGAUGUACCUGGUGGUAAAUUUGAGUGAACAGGAAGACUGCAGGAACACUACUCAACCCAACCCAGAACCAAGCCACCCACACGGUUACACCCACGGCAGGGAAAAGGACGAGGUGAAGAGACGAAUAUAUGAACCUCUCUCCCAGUUCAAGAUGACUACAGAGAACCUAGCUGUGUCUGAAGGCUGUCUUGAGGAAUCCAGUGACGAUCCAGAAGGGACUGACAGAAGUGUUGGAGAGUGUCCCUCCUCUGGCUACCUCUUCUACAACACCCAGGUUGUGUUCGACCGUUCAGGUGCAGUUGUGGCCAGGUACCGCAAGAAACACCUGUACCUGGAAUCGCAGUACACACCCGGGACAGAAGAGGACACCACUGCAAUCUUCACCACCGAUUUCGGAGUCGCCUUCACUCUCCAGGUGUGCUUUGAUAUCAUGUACAUGGACCCAGCGGUGAAUAACGUGUUGGAAAGAGGCGUGAUGGACGUUGCCAUGAGUACUGCCUGGAUUGAUGAGCUGCCUUUCCUGACAACUCCCCAGAUCUUUAAUGGAUGGAGUACGGGCCUGGGUGUUAACCUGCUGGUGGCUGACUACCAUGACGUCACCUCUGGUAAGCUGGGCUCCGGGAUCUUCCGAGGGGUGAACUCACACACGUCUGAUUACAUUUACGAUCACCAAGGAGGCUCGUCGCUUCUGGUAGGUCGUGUGUCAACGCUCGGAACUCGACGGGCAGAACUCCCAGAAGAUGGUAGACCGAGACCAAGAGAAGAAGAAGCUCCUGAGGGUGCUAGUGAGAUCCACGACGACGCUUCAAGACAACGUCCACCGACGGCGACAUACUACACCCACCAGACACACUUCUACACCGACGAAACUCAUAAAUACAGUGUGGGUUUAGAGGAUCCACCCAACGUGUCUUAUCCACGGGAUAAUGAGCAAAACACAGAGCAAACUACGAUCAGCGAUGAUAUGUAUUUCAUGCACGAAGAUUUGAGUCUAUAUAAUCACUACGUGUUAGACAGAGCAGAUGCAAAUAUUUUGUUUGUAAAGACGCUGUGCCACAAUGACAGUCUGUGCUGCACCGUGGCUUAUUCUUACUCAGACGACGACGUUGAGGAGGGUUUGUACAUGCUCCUGGCAUACAGCGGCGUGGUGAAGAAGGGUGGUGGAACCUACAGCAUGUUUACCCAAGUAUGUGCGAUCGUCUUCUGCCUGAGUGAAGACGUUAUGGAUUGCGCGCGCAUCGAAGGCCAGAACCCACGAACGUCCUCAUACCACACGUAUGAGCUGAUUGGAACGUUCGCCACGCCAUAUGUCUAUCCGUCCGUCUUUACCCAGAAACUGACUCUCAUUAACGAAACUGUCUGGACGUUCAACAACACAAUCGUGAACGAGACGAGAAAUGAUUGCAGCAUCUACUUGAAUGAUCCGGUUCCCGAUCUACUGUCACUGACGAUGUUUGGUCGAUGGUUUGAGAGGGACCCCCAGGAGUCGACGAGAACGGUAUAAAGCUCUCUCUCUCUCUCUCUCUCUCUCUCUCUCUCUCUCUCUCUUAUUCAUAUACUAGCGGAAUCGCCUCCCU